UCGUGGUUACCUAUUUUCGUGGUUUCCUAUUUUCGUGGAUACCUAUUUUCGUGGUUUCCUAUUUUCGUGGAUACCUAUUUUCGUGGUUUCCUAUUUUCGUGGAUACCUAUUUUCGUGGUUUCCUAUUUUCGUGGAUACCUAUUUUCGUGGUUACCUAUUUUCGUGGUUACCUAUUUUCGUGGUUUCCUAUUUUCGUGGUUUCCUAUUUUCGUGGAUACCUAUUUUCGUGGUUACCUAUUUUCGUGGUUUCCUAUUUUCGUGAUUACCUAUUUUCGUGGUUUCCUAUUUUCGUGGAUACCUAUUUUCGUGGUUUCCUAUUUUCGUGGUUACCUAUUUUCGUGA
This is a messenger RNA of Lottia gigantea (owl limpet), 342 nucleotides long. RefSeq lists its product as hypothetical. NCBI's taxonomy places the organism in Eukaryota, Metazoa, Mollusca, Gastropoda, Lottiidae. The transcript has a single exon. The record is from RefSeq and is a predicted model, not a curated record. The annotation marks the transcript as partial.